Patiria miniata (bat star) is the source of this 2058-nucleotide messenger RNA. RefSeq names its product isopentenyl phosphate kinase-like. The record is from RefSeq and is a predicted model, not a curated record. Bases 80 to 934 code for a protein of 284 amino acids. Gene Ontology annotation, molecular function: kinase activity. Gene Ontology annotation, cellular component: cytosol. The transcript has 5 exons. Lineage: Eukaryota; Metazoa; Echinodermata; Asteroidea; Valvatida; Asterinidae.
CGUUUUUAUCAGCUGUUCAGUUGCUGGCACGGUGUAGUCCAAAACUUUCUACUGCAAGAAAACGUCUUUAUUAUGCCAAAUGAUGCAGGUUGAAUGCAUCAUAAAACUUGGCGGGAGUGCAGUGACAGCGAAAGAUCAUUUAGAAACGGAGAAGUUGGAUGAAAUCCGUAAAUUUGCAGAGUUAUUAAAACUGCAAAUUUUAAGUGAAAGGCGGAUUAUUCUUGUGCACGGAGCCGGGUCAUUUGGCCACUUCCAGGCAAAAGAAUAUGGAGUUGCACAGGGUUACCAUAGCAACAAAGGUGAUGCACAAAAUGGCCGGGCCAAGAUGGGGUUUUGCAAGACACGAGUGUCUGUUACUAAACUGAAUCAUAUCAUUGUGAAUGAGUUUGUGAGUCAAGGAGUCAAUGCUGUUGGAGUUUCACCUUGUGGUGGAUGGGUGACUGAUCAUGGAAGCGUUGUGCAAUCAGAUACAGCCAGUAUCCAGAAUCUGCUAGUUGAAGGCUAUCAGCCUGUCAUGCACGGUGACUGUGUGUUAGACAGACAUCAAGGUUGUACCAUACUCAGUGGCGAUACCAUCAUUGAGAAACUGUGUUCAGUGUUUGAACCCAAACGUGUCAUAUUCCUGACUGACAUCGAUGGGGUGUACGAUAAACCACCAUCACAUCCUGAUGCACAACUGCUUCCUGUUAUCAAGGUAACACACGAUGGAUGCCUAUCUGUACCCGUAGCAACAACUCAACAAGCACAUGAUGUCACAGGGGGCAUUUUGAAGAAGUUGUCGACAGCAACUUCCAUUGUGACGGAAAGCAAAGGAUUUACUACGGUGUUUGUGUGUCGGAUAAAUAGCUCGGCAGCUUCAAACCUUAUCACCCAUGGAGAACUCUUAGGAGAACUAGGAACUGAAAUUAAGAUGCAAUUCAGGGAAGAUGUAUAAGAUGUUUAUGAGGGAUAUGCAUACUUUUAUUGUUGUUUUGUGGUAAACAGGAUUGUUCACAGAAAUGUUUCUCAGGGAAUCACUGGUGUAUACUUCAUGGGGAUACACAUCUUUCCGGUCUUUGGGAGAAAAGCUGUGGAAUAGGUUGCCAUACUUCAUUAGAAUUGCCUCAACAACUUCUUACUUUGAAUCGGCUCCGAGACCUAUUUAUUCUCAGAGGCAACUUCACCAUAAAUUGUGAACUUAUAUCUGACUUGAUAAUGCGCUGUAUAUUUGCUGGUUAGGGUUGGACAUUUUAUGGCAAGCGCCAUGAGUGCCCAUCUGUGGCAGAUACGGUGCUGCACAAGUCUUUUUCAUUUAUUCAUUCAUUGUUUCUUGAAAAAGAAACAAAGGUCUAGAUUUCUUGCCUGAAAACAAAACCACAGCUGCUGAAAUAUUUGGAGAUCAGUCACACUGAUCCAAAGCAUGUCAGUACCUGCAAUGCAGUAGCUUUUGAAAAUGGCUUUAGCUUUGCAAUACAUGUAAUUAGUUAAAACAAUUUUCUGUAAGUGAAGUUGUGAACAAAAUAAUAAUGGCUCAUCUUGAAAGAGAGAAAAAAUAAACUCCUUAAAAUCAUGUUGGUAGUUUGUAUUCAAUUUAAUAAGUAGUGCAUCUAACAAAUAUACACAAACAUUGUAUAUGGUUAAAUGAUUUUUAAAGAGCAUUUCAAGUCAUUUUUGUAUUUCAAAUCAUUUUUGUAUUUCAAGUUUGGCUGAACAAUUUGUUUUUAUAAACUGUGUUUUACUUUUCUUCAGAAAGCUGCAAUAAAACCUAAAAACAAAUAAAUGUACACAUGUACAAGUUUGGUCUAACCAAUCAUAGAUAAGAAAACGGAAUUUUACAUCUUCAUUGCAGUCACACUGGAAUGAUAUAUAUUUGUCUUUUCACAAUUAUUAUUAAGCUCAACUUAAAUGUCACGAAAGUUCCACUGCUGCUGCUUUUGGAUCUAUUUCCUCCACGUACAACUGCAUCUGAAAAAUAAAUAAAUAUGCAGACACAAUUUACUGUAACAGAAUUUACUUUCUCACAGAAUGCGCACUUCACAAAAUGGAUAUCAGCUUCGAACGGAAACUGUGUAAUAAAAA